AUCUCUACGCGUACCCUGCAACUAGUGCAACGGGUCGACUGAUUAUUGCUGAGCACUGUAAGUCACGGUAGGGUCGUUUCAGUAAAAGGCUUCUCGAAGUCAAUAGACCUUAAAUAUAUUGGCAUUAUCUGGCGCACUCUCUCUAGUUGCAGUUUCUGAGCAAACAGGUUCGUGUGGGGUAAAUGAUGUCAUCGAGCGGAGGGAUAUACGGUGGUACAAAUGGCUAAAGGAGCAGUGAGGAGCACCCGACUUCUGAUGAAACUUUGCCUGCAGUGAAACCUUCAGCACAACGUUACAGUAAGCUGAAUCCUGCGGUGUACGUAGAAGGUGUAGCCAAAUACAACUAAAGGCUGCUCUGUUCUCCUAUUUCCUUCACCGAUUUUUGAGGACCGAACAGAAAGAAAAUGGCCGACCAGCUGACCGAGGAGCAGAUCGCCGAGUUCAAGGAGGCGUUCUCCCUGUUCGACAAGGACGGCGACGGCACCAUCACCACCAAGGAGCUGGGCACGGUGAUGCGCUCGCUGGGCCAGAACCCCACCGAGGCCGAGCUGCAGGACAUGAUCAACGAGGUGGACGCCGACGGCAAUGGGACCAUAGACUUCCCAGAGUUCCUGACUAUGAUGGCGAGGAAGAUGAAGGACACAGACAGCGAGGAAGAGAUCAGAGAGGCCUUCCGGGUCUUUGACAAGGACGGUAACGGCUACAUCAGCGCAGCCGAGCUGCGCCACGUGAUGACCAACCUCGGCGAGAAGCUGACGGACGAGGAGGUGGACGAGAUGAUCCGCGAGGCCGACAUCGAUGGAGACGGACAGGUCAACUACGAGGAGUUUGUGCAAAUGAUGACUGCAAAGUGAGGAGCAGUUUUCUUUAUCUUACAUUGCCUGUCCUCCUACAAUCACUCUAUAAAAAAAACAAAUCAAACAAACAAAAAAAGCUACAAAAAAAUCUUAAAUGUUAAAAUUCUGUAAAUGUGGUUCGAAUUCAACCUACUUCUGAGGCAUCUGACAGCUGCAGAAUAACCCCACUAGGAGGCGCCAGAUAAAGUCUGAUCUGCAUGAGCUCUCUCUUCCUGAAUAAACCUACCGGGUCUCCCAGACGCCCACCAAUUUUUUUGGCGAGAAACCCCAGAAAAGAAUGACACUCAGAGCAGGGGGGAGGGGGGGUUGGAGGGAGGGAGGGGUUUUUAAAAAAGGGGAGGGGUUUAAAAAAAAAAAAAAACUAAAUGAAAAAUAAAUAAUGCUCCCGACUGAAAAUCGACUGACAGACGCCUUCACCUAAAAAGAAAAGCAUCUUUUCAUCUGAGCAUUUUUCGGUUUCGUAACAAUCUUUGCCAGAAGCACAGUGCUGUAUCCCAAUGACGGAUGGACGGACGGACGGACGGACGGACGGACACUCGUGCGAGCGUGCACACGAGAACCUUGCAUGCACCUUUUCUGGCGGUUUCCUCUGCCGCCGCGGGGGUCCCGGUUUUACGGUUGAGCGGAGACGACGCUUUGUGUACAGACAGGUUUAUACGAGUGCGUGUGUACAGUGUGUGGCGAAAAACGUUGGCACACGCGCGGGUGCCCUGGGGCGUGCGCCUGGGGUUCGGCCCCCAGCGUUCACGAGCAGUGCGGAAUGAACAGAUAAAAACGCUUAUAGUGGGCUUGUUUUACCCUUUGGUUUUUUUAUGGCUACUUUCUCCCCCCCCCUCCUCCUCCUCUUCCUCCUCCUGUAAUGUACCUUUUAACAUAACUGCAACGUCACGCUUUGGUAGCGCAGUGUGUGUUCGUGUGGAUGUACAGAUGCAGAGCAUUUAAUAACGAUAACAUUGCAUUCAGUGGACAAGAGCAUAGUUGUAAAUAUCUAAUCCACAAACAAUUAUAAUACAAAUGUAAAUGUUAAGCUUUUAAAAUGUGCAUUAUAUAUUAAAUGUGUUGUAAACUUUG
Messenger RNA from Anguilla anguilla (European eel), 1928 nucleotides. It is a transcript of the gene calm3a, whose product is annotated as calmodulin 3a (phosphorylase kinase, delta). The record is from RefSeq and is a predicted model, not a curated record. Lineage: Eukaryota; Metazoa; Chordata; Actinopteri; Anguilliformes; Anguillidae. The coding region runs from base 405 to 854 and encodes 149 amino acids. The transcript has 6 exons. Gene Ontology annotation, molecular function: calcium ion binding.